AUGAAGUCCAGAAGUAUUUUACUUACAACCUUCCUAGUUCUCUUCGGUAUGAUAGCUCUGUUUUCCCAUGGCAGUAAGGCAAAGCAAUUCGAGUAUUGGUAUCCGUUCUACCGAUACGCCCUAACUCAAGAGGGAGAUGCUCCCACCUGCCUUCAAAAUUACACGGACGCUGUCAAGGAACUGGGCUCAAAACACUCGAUGACAUGCAAAAACUUGGUCAGCUGCAUUUAUAGCAACACCAAGGAAAUCGACAAGGCGGAUAUGUCAUCUGCCCUGGUGUUGCUCGGCUUAACGCCAACAGUCCUAGGGCAGAUAGGCCCAACCAUCAACAACAAGGCGCAACUGUGGUUUCAGAACCCGAUUCUAGGGAGCACCCUCGAUGGCUUUUGGGAUGCCGUGGGCAAAGAUCGAACCUCGGAAGCCUACUCAGCGGAGCGCCUUCGCCUCUGGGGAGAAGUGGCUUUCUAA
Molecule: messenger RNA, 468 nt
Organism: Penicillium vulpinum
Lineage: Eukaryota; Fungi; Ascomycota; Eurotiomycetes; Eurotiales; Aspergillaceae
Product: Cytochrome P450
Exons: 2
Coding region: 1-468 (155 amino acids)
Source: RefSeq, a predicted model, not a curated record